Messenger RNA from Priapulus caudatus, 1062 nucleotides. RefSeq names its product coiled-coil domain-containing protein 84-like. NCBI's taxonomy places the organism in Eukaryota, Metazoa, Priapulida, Priapulimorpha, Priapulimorphida, Priapulidae. The record is from RefSeq and is a predicted model, not a curated record.
AUUAAUGAAGCAAAAGCUGCUAUAGAGAAACCACAAGUAGAGAGUCUACACUGGAAUGGAGAUAUGCACUUCUGGUGUUAUUUUUGCAAAGCCGAGUAUGAACGUCAUGUUAGGGUGGAUAGCGGAGUGACGAUUAUAAAUGCUGGAUUGCUCAAGCAUCUCACCGAGGAGGAUCACGAUAAGGAAAUCAAUGCGUUUUUCUGGGAGAACAAGCUAAAUAAGGAAAUGAAGGAAAAAUACAGGAUCUCUGCUGAAACCUACUCACGAUUUGAAGAACAAUUCCAAACAGCAGUGGAUCAAUAUCAGUCCGCAAAGUGCAAGCAGCAUAUUCAGGAGGUGCAGAAAAUAGAGUGGCAAGAACGGCGGAGUCAUCACACGGUAUCGCAGGUUUCACCAGCGAUGGCGGUGGCACAGUUUAAGCAGCAGCAUCAUCGGAGUGGGUAUAUCCAACACAAGAGACAAAAUAUGCCACUAGGUGGGGCCAUAGGUUCAGACUUGAAAAGGAUACGAACAGCGAGUGCUAAAGGAGAUGGCCUUACGCGUGUUUCUAUUAAGAGUUUUCUCGAGAGUGAAGGAAACGUACAUUCUGGAGGGUUGCCACCCUGGCUGCAGGACAGUUCGUUGACUGUAGGCACGGCAGCAGCAGCAGCGGCGGUAUAGUACAGGCGGGUCCCAGUCUAGCUGACUACGAGCAGCAUUUGACAAGGGUUAAGAAGGAGAGAAUGAAUCCUAACCGCGUAGGAGCCAGGUUUGAUCACAGUACAGCUACUGGCUCUGCAUGGCUGCCUUCAUUUGGCAGGGUUUGGAAUGAGGGAAGGCGCUGGCAGUCUAGGAGACAAUACAGAGCAGAGGCUAAUGCUAACCCAUCCACUUCACGGGCUAUACAACUAUGGAAUGCUGGGAAUUCAAGCGCAUACAAUAGACAAUGAUGAGGACCUUUCGGCAGCUUCUGGCCAAUGGUGGUGAAGCGUUGUGUACAUUUUGUUGUAACGUUUUUGUAAAUAAAUUUGUGCGAUCGUGUAAACUGACUGAACAGACGAAAUCGCGCAUGUUUCCACUCUU